AUGGAGUGGGCUCAUCGUAUCGCUGCUGCCGUCAUUAUUUUCUGGGUGCUACAAGAUGUACCCUUCUUCAUCUUUGUCGACAUCCGUUCAAAUGUCUGCGGUAUCUACAAUUCGUUUUGGCACGCUUACUACACUUACGUUUGCUUUUGGUUUUUAUACAUGGCAAUUCCGAUCACCAUAAUGAUGAUAUUUGGUAUACUUGCAUAUCGAAAUUUACGUGGCUUGACUAGUAUGCAGUUGCAAGGUGCUGACCAACAACUUACCUUAAUCAUCUGCGGACAAAUUUCUAUGAUUAUUAUUACUGUUUUACCAACAUGUAUUCAAAACGCUUACGCACAAAUAACAGUCACUGCGAACAAAAGUGCUGAACAGAAGAGUUUAGAGUUUUUCAUUGCAAAUAUCAUUAGCUUUUUAGCGGCUAUCGGACUUGGAAAAAAAGAUAGUUUUAGUCUAACUGAUCUUUUUGGAUAUGGAAAUGGUUCAUUUCCUGAUAAAAUAAUAUAUCCAGUUGGUACUCUUCCACUUUCUGUCGCUAAUACUGGUGAUAAUUUCUUGGUAAAGAUGGAAAUUGCGAUUCUACUGGUUUUAUCUGCGAUGUUGGUGCAAAUGGGAUCGUUGGCAACGGAUGUUUCGUUUGAAAAUUGUGAAAAUGCAUUUUUCGAUAUGAGUGCGAGAGCGAAAGAAACUGGUUGCUUGGAAGUUGGAGAACAGGGAACGAGAUUUUGUUUUCUUGGGCAACAAGUAGCGAAGAGAUCUGCUCGUUCUCUCUGUUUGAACCGAAAAAAACGAAGCGAUGAAAGUGAAAACACCGACUGUCAUCACUCAGAAAGUCCAGAUGGAACAUUAUGCGUCACUCCAGAUUUCAUCUAUCAACUCGGUGAAGCUUCGGCUGAGAAUUGCACAAAGGUUAACAAUAACAAACAAAAAUGUGUUGGACAUUCAGCAGUUAUCACUUGCAAUCAUGAUCAAUGGACAAUCACACAAGUUUGUAAAAAAGGAACAAAAUGUCAACAACGACCAAAGUCAAAUCCGGAUGCCUUCUGUGCGCCGAAAAAUUAG
Adineta ricciae is the source of this 1059-nucleotide messenger RNA. NCBI's taxonomy places the organism in Eukaryota, Metazoa, Rotifera, Eurotatoria, Adinetida, Adinetidae. The record is from the annotation of a GenBank genome assembly.